AGUGGAGUUCAAAGACACCGCCGGCUCGUCGUCGCUUAUUCUCGACCUCAUGCGUUGAAAUGGUGAUCUUCUCUGAGGGACUACAACCAAACGGCUCGCUCUGCCUCCUCUCCGGCUGAUUAUUAGUCGCCGUUGCGCAGUCAAUGUUAUUAAGAGUGUUUGCGCUCGCGUUAGUGCGCGUCGCUGCAGAUCAUUUCUCUCUCAGAGGACCACUCUCUCAGUCUGUUUACACUGAGGACGCCUUCAGUUGAGCCUUUAUCUCCAUAACCGACCCACAGAAGGACACUGACACCAUGUUUGAAACCAGAGGAAUCCCCUUUAUAUUGCUUGACAUUGCGUGCCUAAUACUCGCUGGCCUCCCGCUUGCAGCGUUUAACCUGGGUAAAAUCAAACCGUAUCAGCGGGGCUUUUUCUGUAAUGAUGAGAGCAUCAGCUAUCCCUUCCACUCCAGCACAGUCACCUCCACUGUGCUCUACACAAUGGGCUUCACACUUCCAAUUUGUAGUAUGAUCAUAGGGGAGUGCCUUUCAGUCUAUCUAAACUGCGUCAAAUCAAAGUCUUUCUGCAACAGUUAUGUGGCCUGUAUCUAUAAGGCCAUUGGCACCUUCUUGUUUGGUGCCGCGAUGAGCCAAUCACUCACUGACAUUGCCAAGUAUUCCAUCGGCCGGCUGAGGCCACACUUCCUGGAUGUGUGCAGACCGGACUGGAUGCAGAUCAACUGCACAGGAGGGGCUUACAUUGAGGACUUUGUCUGCACUGGGGAUUCAACCAAGGUCAAUGAGGGAAGACUCUCAUUUUACUCGGGACACUCCUCAUUUUCCAUGUACUGCAUGCUGUUCCUGGCGGUAAGUGUCUUUUAUUUAUCACUAAACACUGACAUUUCAGGCUCUGCCACUGUGACUGUAAACCUCAAUCAUAUCACCUCCUCUCACGCCCUACAGGUUUUCUGUGUGUCGGAUUUCUUCAAAAAGAAAGUCGAACCACAGAAGGAGGCAGAGAUCCCACACACCACCUUACAAGAGACACCUACGAAUGGAAAUCAUUAUGAAAACCCAAACUAAGCUAUGAUGAGCCUCUGUGGAUGGGAAGGGGUUUCAGCGUGCUCCCACUAUGAGGGCAGACCACUAGGGUGGAAACCUGUGAAUGUAACCUUGCUUUCUAUGUUCUCCAUGGACUCUGUCCCACGUUGCCUUGGCUGAACUGCUUCUGCUGCUACCACAGCUUCCUCUGUAUCUCCAAAAACUUGUGUACCUCUAUUAAGCCACAAAAGAAAAACCUUUUUUUUAUCUGUAUGAAAACAAGAAUCACUAUACAGUCUUUUUUUUUAAUUAAAAUUGUUAAAAUUAUGUACAAUGUUGCGCUUUUAUUAUGGAAACAAAAACCCAUUAUGCUCUAUGCUCAUUGACAAACACAAAUAAAAUGAUUGUUUCAUGUAAAUUCUGUCCUUCACUGUUUUCAUGCAAAAUGUAAAAAAAAAAGUAGGGAAAAAAAAAAG
Sinocyclocheilus grahami is the source of this 1495-nucleotide messenger RNA. RefSeq names its product phospholipid phosphatase 1-like. Gene Ontology annotation, molecular function: phosphatidate phosphatase activity. The transcript has 5 exons. Lineage: Eukaryota; Metazoa; Chordata; Actinopteri; Cypriniformes; Cyprinidae. Bases 294 to 1061 code for a protein of 255 amino acids. The record is from RefSeq and is a predicted model, not a curated record. Gene Ontology annotation, biological process: signal transduction; phospholipid metabolic process; phospholipid dephosphorylation. Gene Ontology annotation, cellular component: plasma membrane.